UAUUGAUGAUGAUGAUGAUGAUGGUCUAUAUGAAUUUAACCUGAUCAUACUUACCUGAAUCUAAAUCAAAAAUUUUUAAUCAUUCCAUUUUCAUUAUAUUUUACAUUUACAUUAUAUAUAAAUUGCUGCCCAAUUAUGAAUGAUUCGGUUGAUAAUCAAUUUGAAGAUUUAUCAUUAAAUCAUAUAAAUCUUCCAUAUAUUGAUCCAGGAGAAUUUAUCGCUGCUAAUAUGCUCGGUUAUGGUACUUUUGGCUAUGUAAAAGAAGCAUCAUGGAAAGGACAAAAAGUUGCCAUCAAAUAUAUUUAUAAUAAAAAAGAUUUUUUCAAAGAAGCCGAACAAUUGUCACGUGUCAAACAUGAAAAUAUUAUUGGUGUUUAUGGAACUACAUUGAAUGUUGAAAAAAAUGAUUUUGGCCUUAUUCUAGAAUUCGCUGAUGGUGGCAAUCUUUUUAAUUUUUUACAUGCAACAAAUAUGCGUACAGUGAAAUAUACAUUGGCUCAUUCCAUUUCCUGGUGCCUACAAUGUGCUCGUGCUGUCCAUUAUCUACAUUCAUUAAAUAUUCUUCAUCGUGAUCUUAAACCAUUAAAUUUACUUUUGACAAACAAAUGUCGUACAUUAAAAAUUUGUGAUUUUGGUACGGCUCGAGAAAAACAAACAACAAUGUCAAUAAAUCUGGGAACACCUCGUUGGAUGGCACCAGAAGUAUUUCGUUCGAAAAAAUAUACCGAAAAAUGUGACGUAUUUAGCUGGGGAAUAAUCCUUUGGGAAGUAUUGUCACGAAAAGCUCCUUUUCAGAAUUUUGAUAAUAAUUAUGCCACAUUAUGGGCUAUACAAAAUGGUACAAGACCGCCAAUGAUGCGUGAUUGUCCAGAAAUUUUGCGACGAUUAAUAACCGAUUGUUGGGAUUAUGAUCAUUCCAAACGUCCUUCAAUGGAAAAAGUUGUUAUAAUUAUGGAAAAAAUCUUGAGCUUAUGUCCUAAUGAAGCAAACGAUGAGAUCAAUCCGAUAAAACAAGAAAAUUUUGAAUAUAUCAGAAUAGCCAACAUUUCCAAUGUUAAUACUGGCACUAAUUCCACCAAUAAUACCAUAUUUUCUGACGAUUGUCUAAUGCCAAGAAUACCGAAACCAAAUGUCGGUCAUAAACGAUCCAAUUCAAGUGAUGCUCAAAUCAUAUUAGCUCAGGAAAAUGUGAAUGAAAAUCAAGAAAUUUCAGAAGAAAAAAUUCAAGAAUUAUUCCAAUAUUUUAAUGCUCAUUUGUUUCUACCGCCACAUUUUGUACCACCGCCACCAAACGUUCAGAAUAGUCAAUCAAUGAUUGUAUUUGAAAAUCAUCGCAAAUCAGCAUUAAAAUUAUAUCGAAUGAAAUCUGAAUGUGAAUUUUGGAUGAAUCGAAUAAAAGAAUUGGAGGAGAAACGAAACAAUCCACAUCUGAUUGAAGAUUCAUCAGCCCAUUAUAUUCAUCUGACAACAGAGAAAAUGAAUCUACAAAAAACUCGUUCAUCAUUUGCUAAACAAAUGAUUGAAUUGAUGAGAAAAAAAGAUACAGUUCCACAACGUUUAGAUGGUGAAUGGAUAUUAAUCGAUCAUUCUAGUCAUAAACAACAACAACAACAACUGUCUCAACAAUAAUCCAAAAUUAUCAAAUGCAAUGAUUUUUAAAUGCGGAAUUUAUAAAUGUUUUUUUUCAAAUAAAUAAUGUUUAUUGAUCGACAAAAGAUGGCGUUUU
Molecule: messenger RNA, 1726 nt
Organism: Dermatophagoides farinae (American house dust mite)
Lineage: Eukaryota; Metazoa; Arthropoda; Arachnida; Sarcoptiformes; Pyroglyphidae
Product: mitogen-activated protein kinase kinase kinase 7
Biological process (GO): JNK cascade; immune response; positive regulation of canonical NF-kappaB signal transduction
Molecular function (GO): ATP binding; MAP kinase kinase kinase activity
Source: RefSeq, a predicted model, not a curated record